AUGGACCUGACGAACUCAAGGAGCAUGGAGCUGCUGCGCACACUGGGGCUUGUGAAUGCGUGCCGAGCGAUUCCUGGAUCUAUUGCUGAAGAUGUAAGCUUUGAAUGUGUGUUCGUGACCUCGUUGCAUCCUGAAAAUGGGAGAGAACUUGGACGAUGGAGUGUCCCUUGCGUUGCGGAGCAGACAAGCGAAAGCAAGGGCACGAAUGAUGGCUCUUUCCCUGCUGAGCCCGGACAGCGAUGCUCCCAGAUAUUGGUUGAGAAAUGGAUGAGGGGGUUAGUGCUGGAUUGUAAGAAUGUUGAGUUUCGUGGAAAUUGGAGGUAUGUUGGGCAUGCCGAGGAGGAAGAUAGAGUCAGAGUGAGGGCCGUGGAUCUCCAUGGCAAUGAGCAUACAUUCGUUGGACGGUUUCUUGUGGGCUGUGACGGUAGAAAGAGCGCUGUGAGAAAGGCCGCCGGGAUUGAGAUGAUAGGUGCGAAAGUCCCUGCUCACUUCCACCUUGUGCACUUCCGCUCGAGAGCCCUUUCGUCAAUUCUUGAUAGGAGCAAGUCCCGUUUCUGGCACGCUUUUCCGGCCGGCUCAGGGUUCCUAAUUGACCAAGACGGCAAGGAUACAUUCACAGCUCACUGCCCGCUCACAGAAUAUGAAGCCAGAGUCUCGAGCGCGGAUGACCGGGUCUUUCCAUCAAACCUCGAUCCCAAGACCACCAUCUGGCGUGUUCUAGGCGGCUACGGAGUUACCGGAGAGUGCUGGGAACUACCGAUCGACGAGAUUCUAGUCGACAGCAUAUGGCAGCCCAGCCUAAGAAUCGCAGCUGCGUACUCCACCCCCUCUUUCCUCGUCUUCUUAGCAGGAGACUCUGCCCACCUUUCUCCUCCCCACGGUGGUUACGGGUUGAACAGCGGAAUCGUCGACGCCGUCAGUCUUGCAUGGCGACUUGCUGCCGUAAUAAAGGGGUACGGCGGGAGCUAUUUACUUAGUUCAUAUAGUCUUGAAAGGAGGCCCAUGAUGAUGCGUGCCUUGUGCCGCUCAUAUCGGCAUCUCUUGGAACAUGUCAAGCUGGGGAGUUUGUAUGAGGAAUUCGGUGAUGUUAUUGAGGCGGAGGGCGACGAAGGUGAGAAUGUCAGGAUGUACCUGGGACGGUGGAUUGCAGAGUCUGGCCCAGAUAUCUUGGACAGAGGCGUUGAGUUGGAUCUGAGGUAUGAGGGCAGUCCAUGCAUCUGGACUGAGCCUCAGUCAGAGGGAGAGGAGGACGACGCCUGGGACGUGCAUCGGUAUAGACCAAGCACAAGGCCGGGCCGUCGAGCACCGCAUGUUUUUCUCAAGGACGGGAAGACGAGUACUUAUGAUUUCUUGGGGACCGAGUGGACGCUGAUGCAAUUUAUCACUCAUGAGUCAGAAUCGGAAACCAGCAAGGCAGAGACAUUACUACGCACGGCGAAACAACGAGGUUUCCCUCUCCAGCAUGUUCUUCUGUGCGGAGAGGAACAAGUGAGGAGGAUCUGGCGAAGAGAUCUUGUCCUCGUUCGACCGGAUACUCAUGUUGCGUGGCGGGGGAAGGGAAGACUAGCGGUGGCAGAAGCUGAGAUGGUGCUGGACGUCGUCCUGGGGAAGAGCGUGAGGCCAGAGUAUACUCCCCCUACGAAUACAGAGGAGACGUUGUUUCUGAAGACGGUGGACCAACUGGUGAGCAUGGGAAAGAGCACUGGAGAGCGUGCCGGACCGAGAGACGUGAAGGCGAGGCUUUAA
Messenger RNA from Aspergillus nidulans FGSC A4, 1746 nucleotides. RefSeq lists its product as uncharacterized. The coding region runs from base 1 to 1746 and encodes 581 amino acids. Gene Ontology annotation, molecular function: oxidoreductase activity; FAD binding. The transcript is spliced from 2 exons. NCBI's taxonomy places the organism in Eukaryota, Fungi, Ascomycota, Eurotiomycetes, Eurotiales, Aspergillaceae. The record is from RefSeq and is a predicted model, not a curated record.